CCCCAAAGAUUCCUAAGGUAAAAACUAAAAGCUGUCCUAACAAACAAGAUAAGGCAAUUCGCACCAAUCCUUCAUAUCCUGCCCUCUUCUUCACAUCCACAACCCAGUAGAAGCAGCAGGGACUUAGAAGAAUGAAGGUCUGCUCUUUCCAACUCAGGCCUCAUCUCCACAUCUCAAGCCUCCAUGGCGGCCAAUUUCAAACACUAAAGCUUCUUCCACCAUAUUUGAAGCUCAAGCCAUCAGUAAGAACCACCACAAUCAAUCUUCACUCACUUAAGAAGCUUUUCAGUUCCAAUCCUGAGAAGAAGAUCACAAAAAUGGAGUUUUUACAAAAAGAUUCAUCUAUUGAACUUCGAAGAUUGCUUCUUUUUGGUGGGUUCUCCUUUGCUUUUGCUCUUCUUCUUCUAGGGUUUGAUGGGCAGCAAGACGCCAUGGCGCUUGGACCUGAGGGCCCUCUUGUUGAGGAGUUUUGGGAUAAUGUCAGGCGAUAUGGCCUUUACUUUAUAACAGUGAGUACAGGAGCCCUAUACACUAUUCUGCAGCCAAUAUUUGAGCUUUUGAAGAAUCCGAUCACUGCAAUUCUGAUCAUUAUAGUGGUUGUGGGAAGCUUUUACCUUCUAACUCAAGUGCUGAGUGCUAUGGUCGGGGUUUCAGAGUUUUCUUAUCAAUAUGGAUAUUGAGUAAUUAUUUAUUUAUUUUGUUUAAUUAUUGUGUUGUAGCUUGCAAUGAUUUAUGAGGUUUUGUUUUUGGUAAAAUUCUCUUUUUGGGGCAUAGAUUGAAGACUUGCAUAUUAAAAGGUUU
This is a messenger RNA of Dendrobium catenatum, 801 nucleotides long. RefSeq lists its product as uncharacterized. The transcript has a single exon. Lineage: Eukaryota; Viridiplantae; Streptophyta; Magnoliopsida; Asparagales; Orchidaceae. The coding region runs from base 132 to 680 and encodes 182 amino acids. The record is from RefSeq and is a predicted model, not a curated record.